This is a messenger RNA of Hordeum vulgare subsp. vulgare (domesticated barley), 2411 nucleotides long. RefSeq names its product kelch domain-containing protein 2-like. The transcript is spliced from 9 exons. NCBI's taxonomy places the organism in Eukaryota, Viridiplantae, Streptophyta, Magnoliopsida, Poales, Poaceae. Gene Ontology annotation, molecular function: protein binding. The coding region runs from base 463 to 2322 and encodes 619 amino acids. The record is from RefSeq and is a predicted model, not a curated record.
UCUCUGUAUGGUCAUGGUCAGUCACGGCACCACUUCGAGCUCCCGUCCCCCGUCCGUCGGUACUCCUACCCCUAUCCCUACCCCUACUCCUAGUAGUGUGAUGUGCCAUCCAUCCAUCGUUCGAUGCGCUGGGCUGGCAUAGUGAGUGCGUGGCGGUGGACUGGUGGUGACAGUGAGCUCCAAACCUUGGACAUGAAUUGAGGGGCACCCAUCUUUUUCUGUCCAUGUCUGUCCGAGUGAUGGAUGGAUUGAUUGAUUGAUUGAUGUGUGAUGCCUCACUAGCUCAGCUGAGCCCUCCCCUCGCAUCCCCUUUGUGGCAAAUCUCAUCAGCAACAGGGACAUCAUCCUCUCCUCUCCUCUCCUUUGUGUUAGGAUCCCCUUCUCUCUCUCUUUCCAUAUCCUCCUGUUGUCAGUCUCACCAACAGAGAGGCAGAGGAGGAGAGAGAGGGAGAAUCAAACAAGAUGGAGAGGAGGAGGAAGGCAAUGUGGCUGUACCCAAAGGUGGUCGGCUUCAACCCUCCCGAGAGAUGGGGGCACUCCGCCUGCUUCUUCCAAGGACUCAUUUACGUCUUCGGGGGAUGCUGCGGCGGUCUGCAUUUCAGCGACGUGCUCACCCUCAACCUCGAGACAAUGGCGUGGAGCUCCCUGGCGACCAAGGGGGAGACGCCCGGCACACGGGACAGCCACGGCGCCGCGCUCAUCGGCCACCGGAUGUUCGUCUUCGGUGGUACCAACGGCAACAAGAAGGUGAACGAGCUUCACGUGCUGGACCUACGCACCAAGGAGUGGAGCAAGCCUCCCUGCAAGGGGACCCCACCCUCGCCGCGGGAGAGCCACACUGUCACCACAGCGGCCGGCUGCGACAAGCUGGUGAUCUUCGGCGGGAGCGGGGAAGGGGAUGGGAACUACCUCAACGAUGUGCACUUGCUGGACGUGCCCACCAUGACGUGGACGUCCCCACAGGUCACCGGCGAGGUCGUCCCCGCGCCGAGGGACAGCCACGGCGCCGUCACCGUCGGCAAUGGGCUGUUCGUCUACGGAGGUGACUGCGGCGACCGCUACCACGGUGAGGUGGACGUGCUCGACAUGGACACCAUGGCAUGGUCAAGGUUUUCAGUGAAAGGAGCUUCACCUGGUGUCCGGGCAGGUCAUGCAGCCCUUGGCAUUGGAUCUAAGAUCUAUGUAAUUGGAGGAGUUGGUGAUAAGCAAUACUAUAGUGAUGCAUGGAUUCUUGAUGUGGUUGAUCGUUCUUGGACUCAGCUUGAGACGUGCGGGCAGCAACCCCAGGGUCGGUUUUCUCAUUCCGCAGUCAUCAUGAACACUGAUAUUGCAAUCUAUGGAGGAUGUGGUGAAGAUGAACGACCCCUGAAUGAGCUACUCGUUCUGCAAUUAGGCUCCGGGCAUCCAAAUGGCCUCUACAACAUCUCAAUGAGCAAGAUUUUGAGCAAUCACUGGAGCCAAGAGAAGCACAAGUUGUUGAGAGCAGAACACCAGAAGGAUACAAGCGCAAGCAACGUUGAACUCGGUCGUAAACCUGGAGAAGCAGAAAUUGAGCAAAGAAAUCCUUUCCUCUGUGGUCUAGAAAAUGGGCAUGUGAAAAGAAGAAAAACUGGAGAUGUUGGUUCAAAUGAGAUGGAGUUGGAGCAGGAGGAGCACUCACUAUCGCUUUCCCAACAUUCGUCCCCUUCCCAGUCUGAAAAAGAUCAGGAGCAGAAUGGAGCUCACAUAAUUUCAGGAUCUCCUAACGGGUUCAUCCCAGCAAUGCAACCGUUGGUUCGUCUCAACACCAACGGUUCUCGAAGAACCAGCGGAGGCAUGUCCCCGAGGCCUCUCAAGACUGACCAGUUUCUCGGCGACAUUGCACCGCAGCAACGACAUGAAAUGCAGUUCCUAACAGCUGAACCUAAGCACCACCACCGGCCAUCCGGUCCACCUCUUAUUGGAGCUGAGGUUCAUGGGACAAUUGAUGGAGCUUUCGACUCGGGGUAUCUCGUCACAGCCGUCGUCAGUGGGCAGCUUUUCCGAGGCGUUCUGUUUGCUCCUGGACCUGGAGUAACAGCUCCAAGACCUGUGAUGCACCAUCAGAUUCUCAAUAGCUCGGCGAUUCCUCCCCAGCAGCGCCCGGUGCUGGCUCACGCCUACCCGGUUCAUGCCCGACCGGUGCUGCAGGCCACAGGCUUUGUACGGCCUGACUACAGUCACCAUGCUCGGCGUGGGUUCCCGUCCAGAGUUGUCAAGUCCGAGUCGGACAGGAGCAGCAGUGACCUUCACCAUGUUGUGCUCACGCUGGGAGGGCCAGGAGGGCCAGGAGGGGGCAACUGACCGUAUCUUCGGAUACACUUUGAGAUCCUGCUCCUCACAUUCGUCUGUUGAACUUGCUCUAUAAAAUAUAUUCUACUAGUUGAGGAAAA